AUGGAGGGGAACAGCAAGGGCAGGAAGAGGGAGACCGAGAUCCUGGUAGAUGGGCCCACUCUGGAGUUUGAAUACAAUGAUUCAGACCAGUUAUCUGCAGAGUUAGCAGAAUUGUACAGCUACACGGAAGAACCCGAGUUAAACCUUAAUCGCAGAUGUUUUGAAGAAAGGUUUAGAGUUGAAGGAGAGGCAAGAUGGUUGUCCCUGGACGCAGUGCAGCACAGAACUCAAGUCAUGUGCCUCCUUGAUGAACUGGAGGUGGUGUCCCGGGAGAAACGUCUGUCAGCGGCUAGAGCUAUCCUCUACUUGGCACAAGGGGUGUUUGGAGAAAGUGAGAAUGAGACUGAUGUCCUCUACUGGUCCCGAUACAACUGCUUCCUCCUGUACCAGAUGGGGACAUUUGCUGUCUUCUUGGAACUUCUGAACAUGGAAAUUGCGAACAGCCAGGCCUGCAGCAGUGCUCUAAGGAAGCCUGCUCUGUCAUUGGCAGACAGCACUGAGCUCCGGGUGAUUCUAAGUGUCAUGUAUCUCUUGGUGGAAAAUAUAAGACAGGAGUCACCAGAAGAUGAUCCAGAAUGGAGUUUACAGAGACAAACUUUCCAAACAGAACUUGCUCUUCCAUCCAAUGGGGAGGAACCAUUUGCUUACCUCCUCUUCUCAAUGGUUACCAAGUUCUGUAGUGGCCACUCUCCACAUUUUCCCAUGAAAAAGGUCCUCCUAUUGCUCUGGAAAGUUCUUUUGUUUACAUUAGGGGGAUUCUCUGAGCUGCAGAAGAUGAAGGAGAGAAAGAGAGCAGAGUUGGGUCUUCCACCACUGCAGGAGGACAGUAUACAAGUAAUGAAGAACAUGAGGGCCACUGCUCCUCCAUCCUACGGAAUUGAAUUUGGCGAGCAGCAGAGGAGGGGGCGACGUAGCCGCAGGGACAGCCUUGAUCUCUAUAAUGAGAAAGACCCGUUCAAGAGUGAGGAAAGUGCAGGGGCAGAAGAGGAUGAAAACGAAGAUGCAGAUAACAUGGUGGAGGCAGAGUCUGAUUUACAAGAAAGGGAUGUCAUGUCACAGCCAUUGGCUUGCCUGAGAAUCCACACAGAGCGAGUGUGCUUCCCCAAGGGUCUUCCUUGGGCACCUAAAGUAAGAGAGCAGGACAUUGAAAACUUCCUGGAGAUGAGUCGAAACAAGUUCAUUGGAUUCACACUAGGACAUGACACGGAUACUCUGGUGGGAUUACCACGGCCUAUUCACGAGAGUGUGAAGAUUUUAAAGCAGCACAAGUAUGUUUCAAUUGCUGAUGUACAGAUUACAAAGGAACAAGAGCUAGAAAAAUGUCCCGUGUCACUGGGAGAGGAGGAGGUGGAUCAGACUGCAACAGAAUGUCUAUAUAAAGCCAUGUUAUUCAACAUACCUCAGUACAUGAUUGCCUUGUUGAAGAUACUUCUGGCAGCUGCUCCAACUUCCAAAGCCAAGACUGACUCCAUUAAUAUUCUGGCUGAUAUUUUGCCUGAGGAAAUGCCGGUCACUGUGCUGCAGAGCAUGAAACUGGGGAUCGAUGUGAACCGUCACAAAGAGAUCAUUGUGAAAAGUGUAUCUGCACUGCUGGUACUGAUGCUCAAACACUUUAAGCUGAACCACAUCUACCAGUUUGAAUACGUUUCCCAGCACCUGGUGUUUGCUAACUGCAUCCCUCUGAUCCUGAAAUUCUUCAACCAGAACAUUAUGUCCUACAUCUGUGCCAAGAACAGCAUCUCUCUUCUUGACUUUCCAUCCUGUGUCGUCCAUGAAUUGCCAGAGCUGACUGCUGAAAGUCUGGAGUCGGGAGACAAUAACCAAUUUUGUUGGAGGAAUCUCUUCUCCUGCAUCAACCUGCUGAGAAUCCUUAACAAGCUCACCAAGUGGAAACAUUCCCGGACCAUGAUGUUGGUGGUGUUUUAAGUCUGCUCCCAUAUUAAAACGAGCACUGAAGGUUAAACAGGCCAUGAUGCAAUUAUAUGUGUUAAGACUGCUGAAGCUCCAGACUAAGUACCUGGGGAGACAGUGGAGAAAGAGCAAUAUGAAAACUAUGUCUGCUAUCUACCAAAUGGUGCGGCAUAGAAUGAAUGAUGACUGGGCCUAUGGCAACGAUAUUGAUGCCCGACCUUGGGACUUCCAGGCAGAGGAGUGCACAUUACGGGGUAACAUAGAAAGCUUUAACAGCCGAAGAUAUGAGAAAAACCCAAACUGGGAGUUUGCCCCUGUAGACAACUGUCUGCAGAGUGUUUUGGGCCAGAGGAUUGAGCUUCCAGAGGAUUUUCAUUACACCUAUGAGCUCUGGCUGGAAAGAGAAGUGUUCUCCAAGCCAAUCCAAUGGGAAGAACUGCUGCAGUAUUCCUGA
Messenger RNA from Staurois parvus, 2365 nucleotides. The record is from the annotation of a GenBank genome assembly. Lineage: Eukaryota; Metazoa; Chordata; Amphibia; Anura; Ranidae.